UGAUAAUCUGACCGGGGGGUUCUUGGUAGCAACUACGGAUUGGGAAUCUACAUUGUGCCCACGACUUUCGCACGUCAAUUGAAAUUUUGAAUUCGAAACCAAGACAACACCACUAUGUGUAAACAUAUUUUAAAUGCCCAAGUUUCGAUAAGGAGUGCAUGCUGCAAAAAAUGGUUUGACUGUGCAGAAUGCCAUGCCGAGCAAGAAUCUCAUCCACUCUUACAAACUUUUGAUAUGACAUUUAUUUGCAAAAAGUGUCGCAAAGCAUUUCGAAAAGACACCCGGGAUUGGGAUGAGAGCGACGAAUACUGUCCGAAUUGUGACAAUCAUUUCGUGAUAGACGCCAAAACGCCCCAGGCAGCACUUAAAAUUGAGAGCGACGACACGAGGAUGGAUGCAAGAAUGCUCAAGGAUGAACGGGUUCGACAGCCAGAACAAAGAACCAUCUUCGAUGUCAGAGAGGCGGCGGAGAAGCUUGGUUAAUGUCGAUAUGGUACAUUGACGAAAUGAAUGAUGAACAAUUCCGCCUCAUGCCCCCAGAGCACAGCACAUGGAGAAGGAAAAACUCUCCCGCUGUUCUAAAAAUGUAGGGCAAGCAGAAACAAAAAUGCCAUGAUCAAAGACUUCUUUCUUGGUUUUCAUUUAUCACCAGAAC
Messenger RNA from Exophiala oligosperma, 655 nucleotides. RefSeq lists its product as uncharacterized. NCBI's taxonomy places the organism in Eukaryota, Fungi, Ascomycota, Eurotiomycetes, Chaetothyriales, Herpotrichiellaceae. The coding region runs from base 115 to 483 and encodes 122 amino acids. Gene Ontology annotation, molecular function: zinc ion binding. Gene Ontology annotation, cellular component: mitochondrial intermembrane space. The record is from RefSeq and is a predicted model, not a curated record. Gene Ontology annotation, biological process: protein import into mitochondrial intermembrane space. The transcript is spliced from 6 exons.